GGACUUCUCUCUUAGGGGACGGGGCGGGGCCUGCGCGGGGGCGGGACCUGUUUGGUGGGCGGGGCCGUGGCGGGCUCAGAUGGCGGCAGCGCUGGGCGCCUAGGCGGGCGGGGGCCAUGAGCGCCACCCGACCCCAGUUCAGUAUCGAUGAUGCCUUCGAGCUGACCCUGGAGGACGCAGGGCCUGGUCCUGAGUCCAGCGGGGUCGCCCGCUUCGGGCCGCUGCACUUCGAGCGCCGGGCCAGGUUCGAGGUGGCUGAUGAAGACAAGCAGUCCCGGCUGCGCUACCAGAACCUGGAAAAUGAUGAGGAUGGAGCCCAGGCCUCUCCAGAGCCCGAUGGGGGAGUCAGCACAAGGGAUUCUGGGCACAUGUCCAUGCGUAGCUCUCAGUGGUCCUUCAGCACCAUCAGCAGCACCACCCAGCGCUCCUACAAUGCCUGCUGCAGCUGGACCCAACAUCCUUUGAUCCAGAAAAACAGACGGGUCGUUCUGGCCUCCUUUCUGCUCCUGCUGCUGGGGCUAGUGCUCAUCCUGGUCGGCGUGGGACUGGAGGUGGCCCCCUCUCCAGGUGUCUCCAGCGCCAUCUUCUUCGUGCCAGGCGUCCUGCUGUUAGUCCCGGGAGUCUACCACGUGAUCUUCAUCUACUGUGCCGUCAAGGGCCACCGGGGCUUCCAAUUCUUCUACCUGCCCUACUUUGAGAAGUGAGCUGCAGCGGGCCAAUGGGAUACCAGAGAUCCAAGGCCUCAGGCCACCUCCACAUGUCCACAGGGCGGACCUCCAACCGACGCCCAGUUCUGUCCCUUUCGCCUGGAAGGAAAAGGCCCUCUGGGACCCUCACGACCACCGGCCCCCUCUGGAUUCGCUCAGGAAGUUUGGGGCAUGCCAGCCUGGGGAUGUUGCCCCUUAACCUGAUGUGUGCCUUAGUUUAUUCCUGGGCCCUGGAAUCCUGGGUUGGUGUAAUUUUGUGCUAAUAAAAGUGUCAUUAUCCCCAGCA
Messenger RNA from Peromyscus leucopus (white-footed mouse), 993 nucleotides. RefSeq names its product transmembrane protein 134 (gene Tmem134). The coding region runs from base 117 to 704 and encodes 195 amino acids. The record is from RefSeq and is a predicted model, not a curated record. Lineage: Eukaryota; Metazoa; Chordata; Mammalia; Rodentia; Cricetidae. The transcript has 7 exons.